AUGGCCACCAAAUGGAUGAUGGGAGACCGUUUUGAUACGGUGUACCCUCACAAAGGAUCUAUCAAGGCUCUUUGGGAGACAAAGUGGAAGUUUUGUUGUUCGAAAUCCAUCUAUCCCUUCCACGAUGGAUCAUUCGAGGACUUUGAACCUAUUUUCGAGUCGCUGAUCGCAAACAACAUCAACGAUCCAUUCACAGACGCCUACACCAACACUUUCCUACCAAUAGUCGACGAACUCGAAAAGGAAGCCAUCAAAGCCCUCGAAUACGACCACCCAUCCCGCGCAGCCGACCUCUACCGCCGCGCAUCAGUCGUCCUCCGCAUCGCCCGCUUCCCCUACGUAAGCCCAACCACGCGCCCCGACAACGCCGUCAAGCGCGCAGCCUUCGACCGCCAGAAAGACCUGUAUCUCAAGGCCGCCUCCCUCUGGAACCCAAUCAUCAAAGAGGUGAUCAUCCCCCACACACACCGCGCCGCAAAUGACGGUCCCAGCAUCCCGCUGUACAUCCGCGUGCCCGUCGAAGCAACCGCCUCGAACCCCGUCCCCGUCGUGCUGCUCAUGACAGGAUUGGACGGCUACAGGCCUGACAACAGCCAGCGGACCCAUGAGAUCAUCAACCGCGGCUGGGCAACGGUGAUCUGCGAGAUUCCAGGCACUGCGGAUUCGCCGGCGGACCCUGCGGAUCCGGAGUCCGCGGAUCGCCAGUGGACUGCUGUGCUGCAGUAUAUGGCGGGGCGACCUGAGUUUGAUAUGAGUCGGGUUGCGGCUUGGGGACUUAGUGCUGGUGGCUUUUAUGCCAUUCGCGCGGCUUGUACGCAUCGCGAUCAGCUUGUGGGCUCUGUGGCUCAUGGGCCUGGGUCGCAUCAUUUCCUUAGUCCGGAGUGGUUGGCCAAGGUCAAUGACCACGAGUAUCCGUUUACGAUCACCGAUUGCUGGGCUGAAAAGUAUGGCUAUUCUACCACAGAGGAUUUCAUCCAGAACUCCCAGAAGAAGUUCUCUCUCGUCGAGACUGGGGUUGUUGAUCAGCCCAACUGCAGAUUGCUGCUGCUCAAUGGCGUGAACGAUGGUGUCGUCCCCAUCGAAGAUUGUCUGGUGCUGUUUAACCACGGUGGACCCAAAGAAGGUCGUUUCUUUGAAGGCAUGGUGCAUAUGGGAUACCCUAACAGUCUGCCAGUCUCCUACAAGUGGCUGGAGGAUGUGCUGUCUCCCAACAAAACGGAGCUCAAGAACUAG
Penicillium verhagenii is the source of this 1233-nucleotide messenger RNA. It is a transcript of the gene ayg1, whose product is annotated as heptaketide hydrolyase ayg1. The transcript has 5 exons. Bases 1 to 1233 code for a protein of 410 amino acids. Lineage: Eukaryota; Fungi; Ascomycota; Eurotiomycetes; Eurotiales; Aspergillaceae. The record is from RefSeq and is a predicted model, not a curated record.